Messenger RNA from Heterobilharzia americana, 7188 nucleotides. The record is from the annotation of a GenBank genome assembly. Lineage: Eukaryota; Metazoa; Platyhelminthes; Trematoda; Strigeidida; Schistosomatidae.
GAACAGUUUGUUUAGUCGUGUCCAAAGCCAACCUACUGAUUGCCGUAUUCAGUAGUAUAGGUCGCCAUUUUGUUGUUUUAUAUCUUGCGAAACAAACAGAUGAAACAAGAGGAUUGUGGAGAUACCCAUAGUCGUAAACAGAGGGCUUCUGGUAGUAAAUCUAGCCGAAGUCGAAAAUCCAAGGAAAGUGCUUCUAAAAGAAAGUCCCAUUCAAAAAGCAAUGAAUUACCGCAACCGACUGUUACCCCUGUUCCAAAGCGAAGGAAAAAGGAGCAUUCUAAAACUGUACCUGAUUACACACCCACUCGUAGUAGUGGUCGUUUGACUCGUUCUUCGACUUUAACAAAUACAGUUACAAAGUCUACACCGAAACCUAAACCGUCCAGUGCGACAAAAAAAGAGUCUUGUUCUUAUUCAGAUUUGUUCAUUGCGGACGACGAGCAAGAUUUGGAUGAAAAUGUUGAUGCUGGUGAUGAAGACAGUGAGUAUGCUCCCUCUGACAAAGAGACACUUAGUCGAAUUUCAAGAAUGUCUAAAUCUCGUAAGGGAGUUUCUUCACGUACUCGUCGACAUUCAAAAGUACAGAUUGCAUCUACUAGUGAAGCUGAAAAUGGAGGGUCUACUGAAGAGGAUGAAGCCGGAGAAUCAGAGUCGGAAACAGAAGAGGAAGAUGAUGAUGAAGAAUUAGGAGACUCGGUGUUACUGAAUCAUUCUGUUGUUAACGGUGAUAUGUCAGUACAAUUAUUUGAAGAUGAAAGCAAUCAGAUACAAAAAGAUAUUUAUGAUUUUGACGCUCAAAGUAUCAUUUCAGACAAACGUGUUACCUCAUUGAGGAAAAGAAUAUCAACUAAUGCAGUCAGUCGUAGUAUGAAUGUAACUACGACCAGUCGAUCAACACGUAGAUCUGCUUCUGGAAAAGGUACUAGUUGGGGAUCGAAUAUCUAUAGUGCGCUUGCUGCUGCUCUUAAAACACGUGCGGACCUGGAUGCUUAUUCAAGUUUCCUGAAAUCAAAUGUCUUAAAUGCUGGCUUUGAUAAAUUUUUAGCUGAAGUUUGUAAACCUAGUAAUCAGCAUGCUAACUUAUUUUAUGGUGCAUCGGCUAGCUUGCAGAGUCUUAUGAGUCGCAUUAAUGAUCAUGAUAAAGUCGUUGAACUGUUGCACGCAUUUGUUUCACAUUCAUAUGAUCAGUUACAACAUCGUAUUGUUUAUCUAGUGCCAAUAGUCCACCAACCAUUGUUUGGUGUUUCUCAUAUGACGCCAAUAAGUCAACAUCUUGAAGCACUUGUUAAAAAUAUUGAUGAAGAAAUGGUUAUAAAACCAGCAUAUAUUCUUAAUCAAGAAACAAAUUUGCUAGCGAUCCGUAGUUCAGUUGCUAGUGAUUUUGGUGUUUCAAAUACUCAGUAUAAUUUUAUCACAGGUGCUGGUAAUUUAGGAAGAUAUAUGCCAGAUAUUAGUCAACUAAUUGUUCCAUCUGAUUUAUAUCAAAAGUUAACUGAACUUAUUGCACUCCCACCUGAAAGGAUUUAUGAACUUGCUCUUGCUAGAGUUCAUCAACAAGAAGAUGAAGCGGAUAUUGAUAUCAGUCCACUUGAACCACCAAAUUUGCAAAGAAUUGUUUUAGCCAUCAAUAAAGAAGGGAAUUUAGUUGGUAUAGCAGUAUUGGAUACAUGGAAUCGUAAUGAUGUUCCACAUAGCAGACCAAAGGUCCCUAUUGAUUUAUUUAAUAUCAGUGCACUCUCUGAUAGUACAUGUUUAGUAAAUCAAAAUGGUACGGUGGAAGUAAAUUGUAAAGCUAGAGAGGAACAAGUUCGUGAAGUGUUGGAUAACAUUAUCGAUUGGGUGGUUUUAAAAUCUGAUCCUAAGGAUUAUAGUUCAUUGUCAAAACGUGUAACUAGACAGGAGAGUUCUGUUCUUGGUCCAGUACGAUUUGUAGAUGCGUUUGUUGUUAAACCAAAUGGUCGUCGAGACACCUUAUUGUUGGUUGCUCAUCCUGUUAAUUGUCAUCCAUCUGAAAACGCUGUUGAGAAUGAUAAUUUCUUUGUGUACUCAGUUGUUGAUGAAUCAAAGUUCUGUCUAGAAAAGCAUGGAUUCAUGCCGGAAUUGUCUAUAGCACUUGACGGUGUACAUACUGUUGACCCUGAAGAUAUACUUGAGGAUAAAUCUUUAUUAGUAGUUCCUGAUCUUUUGUUUGACACUCUAAGAAAAGUUAUGCUACGUGAGUUGGCCAGCUCUAGUAGCACUGCAGCGGCUGCUGCAGCCGUUGUGGCGUCCUCACGAUCAGAUGCUGCAACUCUCCCGUUAACAUCAACAGGUCCGGCAGCUGUUAUCCAUUGCACAAAAUUCGUCAUAUUAGAUCGUCAGAGACGUGUCCCACUCGCAAUCGCAUUUGAUUCUCCUGUUCGCCUUACCCUCCAAGUAGCAGAUGAUAAGUUAGGUGUACAUCCUCACGGAGAAGCUGCUUCUGUCAAUUUCGAUCAGAUCACCCCUUCAGAGUUGAAAUCCUACGAAUCAUCAUUCAAGCCAACUUCUGCUGAAUAUCGCUUAGUCGCUAUAAAUGGGUUAUUAUAUGGUUUGCAAAUCGAUGAUCAACGCGUCAUUCGCCGUAUCAUUGAAAUUGUUCCAGCUCGUUUUGAUUCUAUCUACCCACAUACAGGAAACCCAUCACUUUGUGCACAGUCAAUAUCUGCAUCCUGUAAGUCCUGUCCAUCCAACGUCAGAAUAGUCAAUGAUGAAACUAACAGUUCAACUGUUUUGCCAGCAUUUUAUUAUCCCCACUAUGAGCAAAAUAAAUUGUGUGCUGUUGUUUCUGGCUUUACGGACCAGUUAUGUAGUUUGUUUUUUGACCUACCUAUCUCUAUAAGUUUAUACGAUGUCGUUUUACGUAUGGCGCAAAAGUAUAUGCCAGAAAUUCUAGCCAGGCAGCAUAUUGAGGCGGCAGAAGCUGCAGCUUACGCUGAAGCUGCUGCAAAUCCUCAUGCUCCUCCACCAUCACCAGUUCCUCUUCCAGAACACUGGGGUGUUUGCUGCUUAUGUGCCAAAGAACUUCGUUCACCAAACGGUUUGCUAGAUCACGAGAUGAGGCAUUUAGGUCUCUCCAGGUUCCGUUGCGGAGUACAUAAUGUUUCAUUUUUAGAACGUCGAUCUUGGCAAGCUCAUAUGAACGAACAUCAUGCCUGUCCACGUUCAGGUCCUUUGUCUGUACUUCUUCGCCCAAAUCCAGUUAAUCAAAAUGAUUCUGGUAGUGAACAAGAUGAAGAAGACGAUGAAGCAGUUGAACAGGAUACUAUUCCGGGUAGUGGUUUGCUUGUUGGACUUGCAAACGUUUUUAAUACAGGUCUUCUCGCUGGUCGUAUGGAGGCUCCUCAGUGUGAAAAGUGUGGUGAUUAUUUCCCUGCGGCAGAAGUGCUUGCACAACAUCUAGACUUCUGCGAUAGUGUGAGUUUUUCUCUUCGUACUCCUCUGUCUCGAACUGUCGGUGGUGUUGCAAAGCCACUUUUAGCAGAAGACUCUUAUCUUCGAUCUGGAGAUGAUGUGUCUAUGGAGGCUUCUGUAUUAAAUGCUGAUGACACAACGUCAGAUGCCAAAGAUGAUGCAUGUGUCUGUGGCAUUUGUGGAACUCAAGUUUCUUCACGUGACAAAAUUCUUCGACAUUUCACAGUAUAUCAUCUUCAAUGUAUUUUGUGCAACAAAGUCCUCCGGUCAAUGGAAGAACUUUCUGGUCAUUACUAUACGCACAUAAAAACUGAUGCACCGAACGCCUUAGAAGAAUCUGAUGGUGAGGUGUUUACUGCAUUGAAAAAUGAUCCAGAUGAAGAAUUAAUUUCGAAAGCUGGCGCAAAUAAAAAGCCAUCAAAUAAACUAAUGACUUGUGAUAUUUGUACAGAGUUUUACGGGACAAAGUUUAACUAUUAUUUCCAUCAGUGGGCAGAACACGGAGUAGUGCACCCAGGAGAUGGUACUUCACAAGGUAUGCUUCAAAUGCUUACUCAAACGCGACAGUUUCGACAGCGAGUAGAUAAAGAUGAUCUUGCCUCUAUGGGUGUCCGUAAGAUGAAGUGUAAGUUAUGUGGACUUGUUGUUCGGUGUAGUGGGAAAGAUUAUGUACAGCAUCUUAGUGAGAAACACAACAUUAGUACCACUCUCGAAGAUAUUUGUCGUAUAUGUGCUGAUGUUUUUGAAUCUCCAGAGGACCUUUCUGUUCAUCUUGGUGAAGUACAUUUUCCAACUGGUGAAUUUGGAAAUGCUGGUGUGCAAACUAUAUUUCGCUGUACUCACUGUGAUUUUUGGGGUUUCAACAAAGGUGUUUUAAGGCAUGCUCGUGAGGUUCAUGAUGAUCCAUCUCCAUCUAUUUAUGAAUGUAUGCAUUGUUAUGAGCGGUUCUCUGAUAAACGAGUCUGGCGUGCACAUAUGGAUAAACAUAAUGAAGGUUAUUCCCACAGGUGUAUGGAAUGUGGGCGUGCAUUUCGAUUAAGACCUUCUCUUCUUCAUCAUAUGCGUUGCCAUCAUGGAGAUGAUCAAGGACCAGCAACUUGUGAAUAUUGUGGACUGAUUUAUCCUAAACGAUCAUCCUUAAGAUACCACAUCUUCCGCAUGCAUAAUCAAGAAUUAGCUCAUGAAUGCUUCAUGUGUCAACGACGUUUUCGACUGGAGACAGAACUUCGACGUCAUGUAAAAGAAAUGCAUAGUGGAGCUGUCAAGUGUGAAAUAUGCCAUAAAGUUUGCGCUAACUUGCGGUGUUAUGCUCAGCAUAGGCAAAAACACUUUCGUACCCGUAUUUACCAGUGUACUGAUUGUCAAACAACGUUUAAAAGUAAAUUGGCUAUGAAGCGUCAUAUUCGAGUUGAGCAUCUGCAACUGGGUCCUGAAAAGUUUGAGUGUCAAAUAUGUGGGAAGAUUGUAACACAAAUUGGUAUGCAUAUGCUGAUACAUAAAGAAGCACGUUUUGAAUGUGAAUAUUGCAAUAAAAGAUUUACUAAGGCUGCUUAUUACAAUGAACACCUUCGAAUACACCGCGGCGAACAACCGUUUGAAUGUCAUAUAUGCAGGAAACGAUUUAAUAAAAAAUCGAAUCUCAAUGUUCAUGUGAAAUUCCAUGAGAAGCAUCGGGAUGAAGAAGGAAAUUAUCUUGAAUUGAAACCUCGUGGUCGUAUCAGCACAAUGUUUGGUGAUGCUCUGAUGAGUCCAAGUGAUCGAGCAGCUCGACAAGCUGCUGCUAGGGCAGGAAAUCCUGCGAUUUAUGUUCCAAAAGUUGAUGUGGCAGUAGGAAGUGACUUCCCUGGUGCUUUUAAUUGUACUGGUCCAGCUGGAGCAGCUGCCGAAGCGGCUUCUCGAGUAGCAGAAUUAUAUGGUCUUGACGGAAUUGACGCUAAUCAUGCAAAUUCAGCUGAUUUUAUUCUGGAACCAGUGGGUUUAGAUGACUUGGCUAGAGUUGAACCACUGUUGAAAAAACAACGUUUAAUGUGAAACUAUUUCUGCAUUCGGUUUGACAUAAUAGUUGGUGGUAAAUUUGACAAACAUUCAGCAGAUAUUUAAUAGAAGAGACGUUUUUUGAAGCUACAGACAAUUUCUUUGAUCGAUUUCGUGGUAUCGGUCAAGUGCAGCCGCUACUCAUCUAUACUCUACAGCUAACUGAGUACUUCCAAUUUCUGUAUAUGUUAGCAGUCCUCAGGAUUAUUCUGCAAUCAGAGGGUGAGAUACUGAUGUGUUGUUGCAUUUCCACCUAAAAAUUUAACAGUGAAACAAAAACAAUAUCGGUUGUAAUGGUGGGAGAAUGCAAGCUCUAUUCAACAGUCCCUCAUUUGUAUCAGUAGCAUAUUUCCAAACUCAUACAGGGUUGUGUUCUUAUACCAAGGAGGUGUUAAAUUCCACAGUUUCCAGUGUAGCUGUACCUUACUAGUCUCGAUACUCGACUUCUUACCUGUAAGUUAGGGGUUCGAAUCUAAUUUUACCUACAGAAGUCCUGACUGUCGUCAUUUAAUUGGUAUGACUCAAUGCUUAGUACAAAAACUUAGAUGUGGUUCUCCAGUCCCAUUUCUUAUCAUUAUUUUCCCCUGAUUUGAAAGCAAUUUUUGGUGUGCGCAAAAAGCAAACUCUUUUAUGCAACCUAUGAACAACUGGUCGCCACUGUGAGUUCAUUGACUUGUCUUUGGACAGGAAGACUAGAUAGGUUUUGUUAAUGUAAGUAUAUAAUUCAGGCACUGGUGGAGUAUGGUUCCAUAUUAAAUUAUUUCAUGUUAUAGCACACAAUGAUACUGUAUUAUUCACUGAAUGACGUUCCGAGUACAACUUAGUGAUCACAAUCAUACCGAAAGUAGCAUCAUGAUAUAUGUUGAAGAUUGUAACUUUUAUCGGCGAUCGUAAUUCUAAAGUGAUUAAAUCCGACUUCCUACUGAUAGAAAGCCUUGUGAAGGUAACUGGUCGACAAAACCUCAUGGUAAUCAUGAAUAACUCGGCAAAAUUAAGAGGAAGCGGGAAAACAAUGUAGUCAUCACCAAGUAGUAAAAUGAUUAAUUAAGUGUUGUAUCCUAGUUAGCUUGAUUUGUAAGAGGAUUGGAAUUAUUACUACCUGGUUACUAUAACCCUAUAGGAACUUCACUCUCGACCAGCUAACUUCAAAUUCAAGCAUUUUAUCACCUCUUUAGCACUGGAUAGCUAAGCAGUUAUCGAAUCUCGUCAUGAUGUUUAACAUAGCAUAUUCGCUCCUAUUUUGGAGUUCUUAUUUUCAUAAAGUUAACGUUUGUUCUUUUUUUUUUUUGGAUUUUCAGCUUUUUUCUAAAUUUCGCAAUCUUACCUGGACGUUCAAUUGUGUAUUUGCAUUCAUCAAAUGUCUGUAACUUUGGUGACAUCAACUUCUUCUGUACAGUCCCAUAUAUAAGUGUAAUCUGAAAAAUGUAAUCACGUAUUUAAUAUUUUUAUGCAAAUUACAUAUCUUCUUGAAAAGAAAUUUGUUCAUUGAUAGUUUGAUGGUCUACCGCCGAUCAGUGUAUUAUUUUUAUAUACCUUAUUGUCUAUCCAAUGUUUUGUAGAAAAAUAAUAAAUAACAGAAUCAUAUUGACAGUGACAAAUUUAAAUUUUGCUUAUACAUUUAGUGUGUGUGUGUUUGUGUGUACCACUGUAUUGCAUUACUUCAAUCAGAAUAUACAUGUAUUAUUUUCUAUCUUCUCGUGUAAAUGUAGGGUUAUGCAUUAG